This is a messenger RNA of Strongyloides ratti, 903 nucleotides long. RefSeq names its product ADP/ATP translocase 4. Gene Ontology annotation, biological process: mitochondrial ADP transmembrane transport; mitochondrial ATP transmembrane transport. The record is from RefSeq and is a predicted model, not a curated record. Bases 1 to 903 code for a protein of 300 amino acids. The transcript has 2 exons. NCBI's taxonomy places the organism in Eukaryota, Metazoa, Nematoda, Chromadorea, Rhabditida, Strongyloididae. Gene Ontology annotation, molecular function: ATP:ADP antiporter activity. Gene Ontology annotation, cellular component: mitochondrial inner membrane.
AUGGGUAACGACAAAGGAUUCGAUACUAAAAAAUUCGCCAUUGACUUGCUCACCGGUGGUACUGCUGCUGCUGUCUCUAAGACUGCUGUAGCUCCAAUUGAACGUGUCAAACUUCUUCUUCAAGUUCAAGAUGCUUCAGAUGCUAUUGCUAAAGACAAAAGAUACAAGGGAAUCAUUGAUGUCCUUGUUCGUGUCCCAAAAGAACAAGGUAUGAGUGCCUUGUGGAGAGGUAACUUGGCUAAUGUCAUUAGAUAUUUCCCAACUCAAGCUUUGAACUUUGCCUUCAAAGAUACCUACAAAAAACUUUUCUUGGAAGGUCUUGACAAAAAGAAAGAUUUCUGGAAAUUCUUUGCUGGUAACUUAGCUUCUGGUGGUGCUGCUGGUGCAACAUCUCUUUGCUUUGUUUAUCCACUUGACUUUGCUCGUACCAGACUUGCUGCUGAUAUUGGUAAAGGAUCAACUAGAGAAUUCAAAGGAUUGUCUGAUUGUCUUAUUAAGAUUGCUAAAUCUGAUGGUCCAAUUGGUCUUUACAGAGGAUUUUUCGUUUCUGUUCAAGGUAUUAUCAUUUACCGUGCCGCUUAUUUCGGUAUGUUCGAUACUGCAAAAAUGAUAUUCGCUUCUGAUGGAAAGAAACUUAACUUCUUCGCUGCUUGGGGUAUUGCUCAAGUUGUUACUGUUGGUUCAGGAAUCCUUUCAUACCCAUGGGAUACCGUUAGAAGACGUAUGAUGAUGCAAUCUGGACGUAAAGAACUUCUUUACAAGAACACAUUGGAUUGUGCCCUUAAAAUUAUCAAGAAUGAAGGUAUGUCUGCUAUGUUCAAGGGAGCUCUUUCUAACGUUUUCCGUGGAACUGGUGGUGCUCUUGUAUUGGCUAUUUACGAUGAAAUCCAGAAAUUCCUUUAA